AUGUCGACCGAGAUCCCGUCCGAGAUGAAGGCCAUCCUGGUCAAGGACAGCAAGGGACCUUCCUCUUCGCUCUACCUCGGCAGCUCGCCCGUCCCCACGCUCGAGGACGACGAGGUGCUCGUCAAAAUCAAAGCCUUCGGACUCAACCGGAUGGACAUCAUGCAGCGCGAGGGUCAGUAUCCACUCCCACCGCACGCGCCCACCAUCAUGGGUGUCGAGUUCUCCGGUCACAUUGUUUCGACCAAGAACCUCAAGGAUGUGCAAUGGAAGGUGGGGCAGGAAGUCUUCGGUCUUGCCGUCGGUGGAGCCUACGCCGAGUACAUCAAGGUUCCGGCUCGAAUGAUUUUGGAGAAGCCAUCCGAGCUGGAUUGGAUCCAAGCGGCGGCGAUCCCAGAAAACUACCUCACCGCCUUCCAGGCUCUCCGGACCAUUAGCGGGUUGCAGCCAGGGGAGAACGUUCUGAUUCACGCCGGAGCCAGUGGUGUGGGUCUAGCCGCCAUUCAGCUCGCCCGUGCCUUUGGCGCCGGUAAGAUCUACAUCACCGCCGGAUCCGAAGAGAAGAUCCAGUUCUGCCAGGAGAUCGGCGCAGACAAGGGGUUCAAUUACAAGACGUCCGAUUGGGCCGAGGAACUCGCCAAGCAUACCGGUGCCAAAGGCCCAGCUGGUUCGGUGGAUGUCAUCGUCGACUUCAUCGGCGCCCCGUACUUUAAUGGCAAUCUGCAGAGUCUCAAGAGGGAUGGAAGGAUGGUCAUGCUCGCCUUCAUGGGCGGCGCAAAGAUCAAGGAGACCGUCAUCGCUCAACUGCUUUUCAAGCGCUUGAGGAUCGAAGGGUCCACGUUGAGGAGUCGCACCGUUGAGUACCAGAGCGAUCUGGUUCAGGGCUUCGUUCGCGAAAAGGGUCUCGAAAGGCUCAUCCACGGCGCGAGAGACGGCGAGGGCAAGGAGGGAAGUAAGCUCGUCAUCCACAAGGUCUACUCGUGGAAGGAUAUCAAGGAGGCUCACGACGAGAUGGAGGCGAACAAGAAUGUCGGCAAGAUCAUCAUCACUGUGGAUGGCGCUUGA
Kalmanozyma brasiliensis GHG001 is the source of this 1062-nucleotide messenger RNA. Its product is annotated as Alcohol dehydrogenase GroES-like protein. Gene Ontology annotation, molecular function: oxidoreductase activity. The coding region runs from base 1 to 1062 and encodes 353 amino acids. Lineage: Eukaryota; Fungi; Basidiomycota; Ustilaginomycetes; Ustilaginales. The record is from RefSeq and is a predicted model, not a curated record. The transcript has a single exon.